This is a messenger RNA of Solanum stenotomum, 1002 nucleotides long. RefSeq lists its product as uncharacterized. NCBI's taxonomy places the organism in Eukaryota, Viridiplantae, Streptophyta, Magnoliopsida, Solanales, Solanaceae. The coding region runs from base 1 to 1002 and encodes 333 amino acids. The transcript is spliced from 5 exons. The record is from RefSeq and is a predicted model, not a curated record.
AUGCCAACUAUUCCAAUGCCCACUAUAGUUUCUCCUAACCAAGGUGGUACCCCAAUCAUUGACGCAUCAGCUCAAAUUAACACCCCAACCAUAUCUGAGACACUUCCAGUUACACAAAAUCAGAGUAAUCCAAUAGCUCAGGAUCUGUCUACUCAGAGCAUCCCAACAUGUCAUGGCAACCCAACUGCUGAAGGUGAUAUAUCCACUCAAAACAACCCAAUAGGUCAUAGAAACACAAUUGUUGAAGAUACUAAUAUUACUUUUGAUUUACACAUGUUGGAACCUUCUAUAACAUGCUCUAGUUUCAUAACCAAGUCUUUUAGAAGUGAAGUUGAUCCCAAUGGAAUCAAUUGGAGAAGUGUUUCAAAUGAUGUAAAAGAUGGUUAUUUUGGAGAAUUCAAGUCAGAAACAAAUUCAAAGAAUCGUCGUCGUGGCCGUGAAGUUGCUGCUGGGACUCACACGGGUGGCUCUAUUUCAAUUGGAGAAUAUCGCAAGAGACUUGCUAUUAAAAAGGGUAGGGAUCCAACACCAGUCGAGUUACAUUUGCACGUACAUACGCAUGAUCAUGAUGAAAAGUCUUUUGUUGAUGAGCGUUCUCGAAUUGUCCAUGAAACAUAUGAAGAGAUCUUACAGGAAAAAAUGGCAUCUCAAUCUGAUAUUGAUCAAUCUGAAGCAUAUAACCAAGCUAUGGGCGGAGAAAAGAAGAGAAGAAUAUACGGUCUUGGAUCUGAAGUGAAAAAUUACUACAAGCAUAAGCUUUGUGCCUCAUCAUUUGUACGACCUUCAGUUUCUCAAUCAGCAUCAACAACAAAUAUGGAUGAAUUUGUAAAGGAAAUGCUUCCUGCACUUACUAAUCGUUUUCUUCCUGUUAUUAUAGAGCGGGUACAAGAAAUGAUUACUCCCGUUGACAAUCCGUCACCUUUGACCCCCACAAUGCCUCCUCCUGCUACUACUAGUGAGGUUGAUCCCUUAGUUUCAAGUGACGACGAUGCUAUCCCAUAG